Molecule: messenger RNA, 1642 nt
Organism: Lotus japonicus
Lineage: Eukaryota; Viridiplantae; Streptophyta; Magnoliopsida; Fabales; Fabaceae
Product: chlorophyll(ide) b reductase NOL, chloroplastic
Exons: 14
Coding region: 383-1426 (347 amino acids)
Molecular function (GO): oxidoreductase activity
Source: RefSeq, a predicted model, not a curated record
CUCCCACCAACAUAUGUUGGGGUAACAUGAGCCAACCGAAAAAAAUGGAACAACCCCAACCAACAACCUAUAAUCCUUGAUCAGAUCAAGGCCUCUAGCUGUAGGAUUAUUUUCUGGUUAUUGAAGCAAGCGACCAGGUCUAGUGAGUUUGUUUCACAAUCAUAGAAUCCAACCCUAACUAUUGAACAGUCACAAAUGCCCAUCGCAACGCCAUUACCUCCGCUACAGAAGGAUCACCACGGUAGGGAUAGAAGCCAGAAUUGCUGCAUACAGACAAUCACCCAUAUGGUCCCGAAUCACCAACUGCAACUCUCUCUGUCCAUUCCCACCUGUCCAACCAAUCUUCAAUCAGUUGUGCUCAGAGCUUUCCAUUCCCACAUCAAUGGCUUCCUCCACUGUCGCAACCUCCUUCCACUUUCCAUGUCCAUUGCUCUCUCCUUCGUCUUCAUCAUCUUCUUCUUCCAUUUCUCAAUUUCCCCUCACUCCCUUCUCCCGCAGCAAGGGUACCACAACCGCUCCUUCCCGCCAAAAUACCCGCCGCAUGCCCAACACCACCACACUCUCUCUCAAAUCAGAACCCAUGCUUCCCCCUUACAACGUUUUGAUUACUGGCUCUACCAAAGGAAUAGGGUAUGCUUUGGCAAAAGAGUUUCUAAAAGCUGGUGACAAUGUCUUAAUUUGCUCAAGAUCAUAUGAAAGGGUAGAGACUACUGUUCAGAACUUCAGAGCAGAAUUUGGAGAGCAGCAUGUGUGGGUACCUCCUCUUAACUUCUUUGGAACCAAGUGUGAUGUGAGAAGUGGAGAGGAUGUAAAGAAUUUAGUUUCAUUUGCUCAAGAAAAACUGAAAUACAUUGAUCUAUGGAUUAAUAAUGCUGGCUCAAAUGCAUAUAGCUAUAAGCCACUCGCGGAGGCAUCAGAUGAAGAUCUUAUUGAGGUGGUUACAACAAAUACACUUGGCUUGAUGAUAUGUUGUCGAGAGGCAAUUAAGAUGAUGGCCAGCCAGCCUCGCGGAGGUCAUAUUUUCAAUAUUGAUGGAGCUGGUUCAGAUGGAAGACCAACACCGAGGUUUGCUGCUUAUGGAGCAACAAAGAGAAGCGUGGUGCAUUUAACAAAGUCAUUACAGGCAGAGUUGCAGAUGCAAGAUGUCAAAAAUGUCAUGGUGCAUAAUCUUUCGCCAGGAAUGGUCACAACAGAUCUUCUAAUGUCAGGUGCUAAUACAAAGCAGGCAAAGUUUUUCAUUAAUGUCUUGGCUGAACCGGCUGAAGUGGUUGCAGAAUACUUGGUUCCAAACAUUAGAUCUAUCCCCUCCAACGGACCAAUGAGGCCAACAUACAUUCGAUUCCUCACUGGUUUGAAAGCCUAUUCCCAGAUAUUUUCAAGAUUCGCAUUUGGGGCAAGAAGAAACCGCUACAUUCUCGAAGAUUGAACGCCAUUAAAAUUGGUGCCUUGUGCAAUUUUAGGUCCUUUUUUCCUUCAUUUUUCGUCUCCAUCCCUCCUUACCCACCUCCAUUUUGCUUUCUAGCUUUUUGUUCUGCUUUUGGUGAAGCUAAAAUCACUGCAUAUAUAUUAUUGAUUCAGGACAAUAUUUGCUCUUGGUGGUGAGAACUGACAAGACUCCUUAAAUGAACUGACUUGAACUGAA